AUGGCCCGCCCGUGGAUCCUCACUCUCCUCUCUGUGCUGCUGGCAGCCAGCUUGGCAGGAGCCCAUCUCAGCCCUCCUGCAGCCUUCAGCCUCAGCCCGGAAGUCAUUAAAGAAAGGUUCACACAGGAACUGAAGGACCAUAAUGCUGUCAACAUCCUCAAACAGCUACCCUUGCUCAAUGCCAUGCAGGAAGAGCCAGCCGGGGGCAUCCCCUUAAUAGGCAGCUUGGUGAACUCCAUCCUCAAGUACAUUGUCUGGCUAAAAGUGACCUCGGCCAGCAUCCUCCAGCUGCAGGUGCUGCCCUCCAAGAGCAGCCAGGAGUUCGUGGUCAGGGUCCCCCUGGACAUGGUGGCUGGAUUUAACACGCCACUGGUCAAGACCAUCGUGGAGAUGCACAUGGAGUCUGAGGUUCAAGCCACCAUCGGAGUGGAGACAGUCAAGGGCCAAAGCCGCCUGGUUCUGAGGGAUUGUGGCAGCAGUCAAGGAAGCCUGCGCAUCAGCCUGCUGAAGAGCUUCUCCUUCAUGGUUAACACCUUAGGCAACAAGAUCAUAGGUCUCUUGGUGCCAGCCCUGCCCAAGCUGGUGAAGAGUGAGCUCUGUCCUGUGAUGAAGGCAUCCUUUGAAGAUCUGCGUACCGAUCUCUUGGGUCUGGUUAAGGCACCUGUAUCCCUUGGCUCUGAGUACCUGGAGUUCCACCUUCUGUCCACUGCCAUUGAGGAGAAAACCAUCCAGCUACACCUAGGGGCCAAGCUGUUGGACUCACAGAAGAAGGUGACCAAGUGGUUCAAUGAGUCCAUGGCCUCUCUGACAAUGCCCAUGCUGAAUGGCGCCCCCUUCUGCUUCGCUGUGAGGCAGGACGUGGUGAAUGCUGUCAUAGCCGCCAUGCUUCCCCCUGAGGAGCUCAUGGUCCUGCUGGACUAUGUGCUGCCUGAGCUGUCCCACAAGCUGAAGGAAAGCAUCAAGGUGAUCAGUGAAAAGGCUGCAGAACAAAUGGGGGCCACGAAAAUUGUGAAAGUCCUACUGCAGGAACCCCCAACGUUCUUCCUGGAGCAGGGUCAUGCCAAGGUGGCCCAAAUGGUCGUCUUGGAAGUGUUUGCCACCAAUGAAGUCCGCCGUCCGUUCUUCACCCUGGGCAUUGAAGCCAACUCUGAUGUACAGUUUUAUACUGAAGGUGACCAGCUUAUAACCAACCUCGCUGAAAUCAGCUCUGAUCGGAUUCACCUGAUGAACUCAGGGAUUGGCCUAUUCAAUCCUGAACUACUGAAACCCAUCAUCACUGAACUCCUGGAUGCCAUCCUGCUGCCAAAUGAGAACGGCAAAUUAAGAACUGGAAUCCCACUGUCAUUGGUGAAAGCCUUAGGAUUUAAAGCAGCUUCCGUAGCUCUGACCAAGGAUUCCCUCAUCAUCACACCCUCCUCCUCAUGA
Molecule: messenger RNA, 1425 nt
Organism: Suncus etruscus (white-toothed pygmy shrew)
Lineage: Eukaryota; Metazoa; Chordata; Mammalia; Eulipotyphla; Soricidae
Gene: BPIFB1
Product: BPI fold containing family B member 1
Exons: 15
Coding region: 1-1425 (474 amino acids)
Molecular function (GO): lipid binding
Source: RefSeq, a predicted model, not a curated record